Molecule: messenger RNA, 674 nt
Organism: Paramecium octaurelia
Lineage: Eukaryota; Ciliophora; Oligohymenophorea; Peniculida; Parameciidae
Source: the annotation of a GenBank genome assembly
AUGCAUAAUUAAGUUACAAUAAUUCAUACAACAAAUCAAUAAUAACUGAACUCACCACUCUCGCCAGAGAUAAUUAUAGUGCUUCACCAAGGUCAGACUCCUUCAAAUUUAGGAGUUUUAGUCCAGAAAUUGAAAGCUAAUUAUUAUAGGUGAACACCAAGUAAGUCGAAUUAAUAAGGCAAAUGAAAUACCAAUAGAAAUCCAUCAUUUAGAACGAUUGAAGACUCAGUGGAAAACUGAUGUAAUACAAUAAAAUUAAUCUUAAAAAAUUGUGCAAGUAGGUUAAAAUACAAAGAAAAUUCUAAGACUUAUAUACAAUUUAAUUUAUUUACCUCAUCAGAAUCUUCAUUUGAGAAGUUCCAAACUGAAGUCAAAUCUAUAAAUUAUAAUUCAGAACAAGUGAAGUUGAAUUAAGAGAUUUUUUUAUUUUGUCCCAGUCUAUGAGAAAAUAAUUAUUGAAAAGAAAAUUCAUGAAAAUUAUAAGAAAUGGUUCUCAUAUUUUCUUAAUAUCUUAUAUAAAAGAAGUGCCAUUCCCUCAGUCAAGUCUUUCAUUUUGAACAGUAUUGAAAUUUCAGCAUAACUUAAAUCCCACAGUAUGAAAAGGUUUUAUAAAUCCAAUUAUAAGUAAUGAAUUAAUUUAAAUUAGGGGAAAUUCUACUUUUGGAGUAUCAUGA